This is a messenger RNA of Racocetra fulgida, 287 nucleotides long. The record is from the annotation of a GenBank genome assembly. Lineage: Eukaryota; Fungi; Glomeromycota; Glomeromycetes; Diversisporales; Gigasporaceae.
AAGGCUCCAACAUCGAAAAAGAUGGUACCAACGAUGAAAACAUACAUAAAAAAGAAGAGCAAAAAAAUAAAGAAAAAGAAAAAGAAUCGAAGAAAAAUACUGAAAAAGAAGAAAACAAAAGAAAGAAAAUGAAAAGAAAAGAAAAAGAAAAGAAACAAAGAGAAAAAAAACAAGAAAAAGAAAUAAAGAAAAAGAAAGAAAUAGAAAAAAUAAGAAAUAAACAAAAAGAACUAAAAAAAAUGAUAAAGAAGGAAGAAAAAAAACAAAGGAAAAAGACAAAAAAAUGA